Messenger RNA from Ochlerotatus camptorhynchus, 1027 nucleotides. RefSeq names its product SDR family oxidoreductase sniffer (gene sni). Gene Ontology annotation, molecular function: carbonyl reductase (NADPH) activity. Gene Ontology annotation, cellular component: cytoplasm. Lineage: Eukaryota; Metazoa; Arthropoda; Insecta; Diptera; Culicidae. The coding region runs from base 233 to 976 and encodes 247 amino acids. The transcript has 4 exons. The record is from RefSeq and is a predicted model, not a curated record.
GCGUACUGAAACAAAGUUCCACUUAUGGUUAGAGACCUCGGAAGUUGGUAUUAAAAUUCCUCUAUCUCCAGCCGUCAACAGAAUCGCUUGCCUCAAAUAUAAUUAUUGUGGUGUGAGUUAAUUACGUCACCAAAGGCACCCCAUUCCAGGCGUUUUGGAUUGGAACUAUUCGGUUGCUUAGUGCUAGGAAAAUCAACACAGAAAGACGGCGUGUUUUGUGACCCCCAAUAUUAUGAAUUCGAUUCUAAUUACUGGCUGCAACCGAGGCCUCGGUCUUGGCUUGACCAAGAGCUUUCUGAACUUAUCGUCGCCGCCACGGCACAUCAUUGCAACGUGCCGCAAUAUCCAGCAAGCUGAGGAGCUCAACUCGCUGGCAAAGCAGCACAGCAACUUACACAUCCUACAAAUCGAUCUGAAAGAUGUCGAGAAAUAUGAACAACUCGCGAAAGAAGUGGAAUCCAUCGUGCAAGAUAACGGACUGAACGUGUUGUUUAACAACGCUGGCAUAUCUCCCAAAUCAACGCGCCUCAAUUUCGUCAAAAGUGAAGAUCUGGUUGAUACAUUCGUGACGAACACCGUAGUUCCGAUUAUGCUUACAAAGGCCUUUGUCCCUCUACUGAAGAAGGCAGCAGAGGUGAAUGUGUCGGCACCGAUGGGCGCACAGAAGGCUUGCAUCGUCAAUAUGAGUUCAAUUUUGGGAUCGAUCGCAGCGAAUUCGGACGGAGGGUUGUACGCAUACCGAACUUCCAAGGCGGCGCUGAAUGCAGCCACCAAAUCGAUGAGCCUCGAUUUGAAACCGAACCAGAUUAUGGCAGUGGCUUUGCAUCCCGGAUGGGUGCGAACCGAUAUGGGUGGUUCGAAGGCUCCGCUGUCCGUGGAGCAGAGCUGCAAUAAGAUGGUACAGACGGUUUUGCAGCUGAACGAAACAAACAAUGGCGGGUUCCUGCAGUACGAUGGCAAAGUGUUGCCGUGGUGAACAUCACGUUACUUUUCUUGUAUGAAUUCUAUGUGAAAAUGAAGAAACAGU